AUGCACUACUGUAGCGAGCGAUGUCCGCAAACACCGAGGUGGCGCCGUGGUGUCGGCAGCGAGCACCCACCAAUGGCGCCUAAUUCGGCCGGUGUUUACUGCCAUACCACCUCGUCGCCGCCAACAACGCCACCACCAACCAAUCGCGAGCCGCCAUCAUCGCCGCUUCGAUGCCUAUUCCGCACAAUCACCGAAAAUACGCACUACUUGCUAAAGCUUCUCGCCGGCGCCAACACGAAGCCGAAAACCGAUUAA
This is a messenger RNA of Caenorhabditis bovis, 255 nucleotides long. The record is from the annotation of a GenBank genome assembly. Lineage: Eukaryota; Metazoa; Nematoda; Chromadorea; Rhabditida; Rhabditidae.